This is a messenger RNA of Aphanomyces astaci, 219 nucleotides long. RefSeq lists its product as hypothetical. NCBI's taxonomy places the organism in Eukaryota, Oomycota, Saprolegniomycetes, Saprolegniales, Verrucalvaceae. The record is from RefSeq and is a predicted model, not a curated record. The transcript has a single exon. The annotation marks the transcript as partial.
AUGAGUCGACGUAAGCAAUAUCCCAUAUCGACGAAGCUCGAAGCCAUUGGUCUCCUCGAGACAAUGUCUUGCCGCGAGUUAUCGCGCGUCAUGGGGAUCGCUCGACGUACCAUUCGCAGCUGGCAGCACCAGCGUUUCGAGUUGCUAGCGUACGACGGCAACAAGAAGUGCAACAAGCUUGUGCCUGGCGGCCGCUACGAGGAAUUCCCCGAUCCACCU